GCUUAGGAGUUAGGAGGCCGUUGAAUCCCAAUCCUCAUCCCGCCAUUGGUAACAGUCGUAACAGUCGGAGAGUGGACAGCAUGCCACUCUUUGCAGCGCUGGGCACCAUUUGUGGUUACCGGAUAGGUAUAAUCCGAAAGAGGAACGAUUAUUUCAAAGUAUCAUCCUCGAUUGGAGACCAUAAUCAAUCCAGAGUAAAGUACGACUCUCUCAGGGUUCUAGAAUGGGACAAACUCUGCAACUCCGUCGCCUCUUUUGCCCGCACAUCCUUGGGUCGUCAAGCCACUAAGGCAAAGCUUUGGUCUCUCGAUCAAACGUUCCAAGAGAGCUUGAAACUUUUACAAGAAACCAAUGCCGCAAUCCUAAUGCACAACCAUGGCUCUUUCAACUUGGACUUGACUUCCGUCGACCUCGCUCUCGUCGAAUCUGCCAUCAAACAUGCGCGGAGGGGCUUACCUAUAGAUGCAAACGAAGCAAUGGCUCUUGUGUCUCUACUACAGUUUAUUGAAACAUUGCAGCUUAAUUUAAAAGCCGCAAUCAAGGAAGACUCUGAUUGGUAUAAACAAUUCAUACCUCUUAGUGAAAUGAUUACACAACUGGUUGUAAAUCGAUCAAUAAUUAAGUUGAUUCAGCAAGUUAUAGAUGAAGAUGGCACUGUUAAAGACUCUGCGAGUUCUGCCCUUAAAAAAGCACGUGAUCAAGUGCGUAUGCUUGAACGAAAGUUGCAUCACUUAGUGGAAAAUCUAAUUAGAAAUGAUACAAAAGAGGCAUCCCUUCUGGAGGCGAGUAUUAUUGACGGUAGAUGGUGUAUAAGAUCAGGGACUGAUCAAUUGAUGAGUUUUAAGGGUCUUCUAUUGUCCAGUGGUUCAGGACUAGGAAGUAUUAUAGAGCCACUUGCAGCUGUUCCUUUGAAUGAUGAGUUACAACAAGCGAGAGCAUUAGUGGAAAAGGCUGAGGCAGACGUGCUGUUGAUGGUGACAGAAAAGAUACAAAUGGAUCUCGAUGACAUUGAAAAGAUCUUGAGAAGUGCAAUUCGAUUGGAUAUUAUUUAUGCUCGUGCAACUUAUAGUCUUUCAUUUGGAGGGACAUAUCCCAAUAUAUUCCUGCCAGAUGACAUCGAUGGACCUUUAAUGGCUGAAUCCUACAGAUCAAAGGACAAUACUUUACAGGCAUCAAAUUCCAAUAAAGAAUGGAUUUUAUAUCUGCCUAAAGCUUAUCAUCCUUUAUUACUUCAGCAGCAUAGGCAAAAGCUGCACAUGGCUCGGAAGGAUGUCCGCAAUGCUACUGCUGAAAUCAGGAGAAGAAAACUGCAGGGAGAGAAUAUGGCAGUCAAAGGAGAAGCAGAUAUAGAUCUUUCAUCCUUGGAAAUGCAGGUUAGAGCACUAGAAGAAGCUCCCCCCGUGCCAACUGAUUUUUUUAUUGCUCAGAAGACGAGAGUACUGGUCAUAACUGGCCCUAAUACUGGCGGUAAAACUAUAUGCUUAAAGACAGUUGGAUUGGCUGCUAUAAUGGCAAAAUCAGGUCUUCAUGUUUUAUCUUCAGAAUCUGCAAAAAUUCCUUGGUUUGAUAGUGUUUUUGCUGAUAUUGGUGAUGAGCAGUCCUUGUCUCAAUCAUUGUCUACAUUCUCUGGCCACUUGAAGCAAAUUAGUGAAAUUCGAUCACAGUCCACAAGUCAAUCAUUGGUGCUACUAGAUGAAGUUGGCGCAGGAACAAAUCCCCUAGAAGGAGCAGCAUUGGGAAUGUCUCUACUAGAAUCUUUUGCUGAAACUGGUGCAUUGCUGACAAUAGCUACAACACAUCAUGGAGAACUUAAAACUUUGAAAUACAGUAAUGAUGCCUUUGAAAAUGCUUGCAUGGAGUUUGAUGACGAGAACUUGAAGCCAACUUACAAGAUUCUCUGGGGAGUACCAGGUCGUUCAAAUGCAAUCAAUAUAGCUGAAAGAUUGGGAGUACCCAGCAUAGUUGUUGAUAAUGCUCGUGAGCUAUAUGGUGCUGCUAGUGCGGAGAUUGAUGAGGUAAUAAUAGAUAUGGAAAUAUUCAAGCAAAGUUUUCAAGAGCAUAAACAUGAGUCUCGGCAUUAUUUGAUGCUGUCAAGAAGUCUUCAUGAGAAGCUAUUGCUCACCAGAAGAAAGCUCAAGGAUCUUAGCACUGAUCAAAGAUAUAAGAUGAUGAAAGUACUAUCUGAGGCUGCAGCAGUGGCUCGAUCUACCCUUCACAAAAAGGUACAGCAGCUUCGUACAUCCACAAUGAAACAAUCCCAACUCAGUAAAGCAAGCAAGCAUACACUACCAAGUAAUUACAAGCAUGCUACAUCAGUUGAAACCAAGCAGCGGAGUACCAAUAUGGGUUCAUCCUCAAUUCAAGUUAUUAAACAACCACAAUCAGAAAAAAUUACUGAGCUUCCUAAGGUUGGUGAUAUGGUGCAUGUUUCAUCCCUCGGCAAGAGAGCAACGGUUUUAAGAGUAGACACAUAUAAGGAAGAAAUAGUAGUUCAAGCCGGAAACAUGAAGCUUAAGUUAAAACUAAGUGAUGUUCAGACAUGAAUGGUAAGAGUAGUAUGAUUAUGGGCACUUUUUUGCUUGAUGCUGUUUUGUUGAUUUUCAGAAUAGCUUCCUCACUUGUCGAUAAUUUUUUCUUUCAUAAUUCUUUAUACAAUAGCAUAUAUGUGCAUAGAGAAAUCAUUGAUUGAAGAAACUUGAAUAUAACAAUAUAUCCUUCUUAAGUGUAGUUUCUUUUUAGAGUGAAAUACCUUGACCUCCUUAAAUUUUGAUCGAAAUUACACGGAGAUCUACUAAUUUUCAAAAUGAACACUUCGUCUGAAAAAAAUAUUUUCUCCUAGACACGAAGGUUCAGCCGUUAGUCAACGAUUAGUAUUUUUGUCAACUUGUUGACAUGGCAAGAAUAAAAAGACAAAUUUACCCCUGAUUAAUUUUAAUAAUUACAAUUAUAUAAUUUUAUUAUUUUUUAUUAAUUAAAGAAAAAAAAAAGCUCUCCACUGGGGAGCACCGAGGGAGCCCAAAAUCGAGCUCCCAAGGGGAGCACCGGUGCUCCCCUCCCUUGCCGGUGCUCCCUUUUCUUGGGGUGCUGGGGAGCACCAAUCGGUGCUUCCUAUUUUUUUUAUUUUUUAAAAUAUAAUAAUAAAAUUUUAAAUUAAUAAAAAAAGAAUGCAUUUUAGUCUUUUUAUUAUUUCUGUUAACAGUGUUUCUAGUUUUGAGGCGGAGUGUCCAUUUCGAAAAUUAAUGGACCUUCGUGUAAUUUCGAUCCAAACUUAAGGGGAUCAAGGUAUUUUAUCUUUCUUUUUAUUAUAUAGCAUCCCUAAAACAAAUGUGUAUCCUCCAACUGUUUUGACUCUCCACCAGGUUUGGUCUGUAGUCUGUACUAGGUGUUGCUUGUAAGCUUACUUUAAAAUGCACAAAAUCUUAUAGUAGUUGCUGAAUCUAGUGGUUGUAGGAGUUACGAAGUUUCUCUUGCCUGCAAUCAUUGCAUGAGGAUUUGUGCAUUAUGUAGGAAAGUGUUAUUCACACAUUUGCAACCAUUUAGAAAGUGGAAUGACAUUGAUGAUCAUCACUGUCCAGCUCCAUGAAAAGAAAGAACCAUUUGUAAAUAUUAGGCUGUAAAUAUCUAGAAGCUGAAUCACAAGCUUUGUCAGCAACAGCUAAGCAUGUCAAGGUGGAGAUUCUUUAGAUCAUGCUUAGCAGCUCAGAUCAGCAUACCUAGAGAUUCGAGGUAUUUGUGUACAAUUAUUUAUCUUGAUGAAGCGAAGAUUAGCUCUUUGUUAUAAUUUAUUCUUUGGUCUCAGUUUGCUUUUAGCUUGGUUGAUUGAAACUGUAAAACAUACAUGACUUAGCAAUGCAAGACUUGAGUUACUUGUGUAUAUUUUCUGUUGUUCUGAAGAGGUUCU
This is a messenger RNA of Theobroma umbraticum, 3901 nucleotides long. RefSeq names its product DNA mismatch repair protein MutS, type 2. The record is from RefSeq and is a predicted model, not a curated record. NCBI's taxonomy places the organism in Eukaryota, Viridiplantae, Streptophyta, Magnoliopsida, Malvales, Malvaceae. Gene Ontology annotation, molecular function: endonuclease activity; ATP binding; ATP hydrolysis activity. Gene Ontology annotation, biological process: mismatch repair; negative regulation of DNA recombination.